AUGGCGGUGGCUUUUAAUACUCUGAAGCUGCACGCAGCAACAGCGAAGGCGAUCAGUAGUGUCUUCAAAUUUACGCAUAUGACACCAGUCCAGUCCCAUACCCUGCCUGAGAUUCUUAAAGGCAAAGAUGUCCUGGCAAAAGCUCGCACUGGAACGGGCAAAACAUUUGCAUUCCUGGUGCCCGCAAUCGAUCGGAUGGCUGAAAACCCGCGUGCACGAGCUGACGACAUAGACACGUUGGUCAUCUCGCCUACACGUGAACUGGCCACGCAGAUCUAUGAUGAGGCAGAAAAGCUCACAACUUUUCACAAGAAUAUACGUUCAAUGGUUUUGGUCGGUGGUGUAAACAAAUCUAAAGACAUGCGAGCAUUAGCCGGCAACCCCAGUAUCGUGAUUGCUACCCCCGGGCGUUUGAUCGACCAUCUAAAGACCACAAAGGGCUUCGCUCAGAGAGUUAAUGGCGUCCGAACACUCAUUUUGGAUGAGGGUGACCAGUUGCUGGAUAUGGGCUUCAAACGGGAGAUUGAACAGAUUGUUAGAUUCCUACCACCCAACCGCCAGUCCCUCUGCUUCAGUGCGACCGUACCAACAACUUUAAAGAAUGUGAUACACGCGGCCUUGCGACAAGGGUACGAGACUAUCGAUUGUACUGCUCUCGCGGGAGAUGUUGGAUCCGAUGUGCACGAUGCCAGUAAGGUACCCCAAGAGAUAGCUAUUGUAGGCGCUUCGCAACUGUACGAGAAGGCCAUUACAGCCAUUGCACAUGAAAUCAGUAUGAACCCAACCAACCAUAAGGUCAUGGUGUUCCUACCCACAGCGCGCGCAACCGGGGUACUCGCCCACAUGUUGCAAAACUGGACAUACUCUAAGAAGACCUCCAUCGGUGACACACGCACCUCUGUGUUCGAGAUACACAGCAGAAAAAGUAUGCCUCAGCGCACACGCACGGCCCAGCAGUUCAAGGAUGCCGAUUGUGGUGUGCUUGUAUCGUCUGAUGUGAGUGCGCGUGGAGUGGACUAUCCGGAUGUGACUCUGGUGUUGCAGGUAGGCAUACCGUCGAGCAAGGACCAGUACGUACACAGGUUGGGUCGUACUGGACGUGCGGGCAAGACAGGACGUGGAUUGCUGAUGUUGGCUGAAUACGAGAAAUCCUUCAUAAACACCGUUAAGGAUCUCAAAUUCGCCGACGCCACACCUGUUCUCAAUGCGCAUGACGCGGAAUGCAACGACAAUGAAAUUGCCAGGGCGUCUAUGAAGAAUGUCGAUGCAAAGUUGAAGGCGCAGGCAUACUCGGCGUGGCUUGGAUAUUAUAAGGGCUAUGCCAAACAGUUUAAUUUGAGCAGUUCCCAGCUUGUGGAGCUUGCUAACCGAUAUGCGGCUGAAGUGCUUCAUCUGCCCGAGCCACCAGCCCUCAGCAAACAACUCGUUGGCAAAAUGGGGUUCAAAGGUGUGCCCGGCAUCAGGAUAGAAAGCGCAGAUCAGACAAAGCAUGCACGAGCCGCGUCAUCUCGGCCAUCACAACACGGAGCGGGUCGACAACACGGCCAUGUGGGAGGUCAUGGGUUGGUACAUGACGGUCGCGUGCGUGGAAAGAUGUAACAUGGGCAGGAUUAAAUUGGAAUAGUAUGGAAGUUGUGAUAAACGCACCCAAAUCGACUGCGCAACCGGGUGCAAAAAAGACUCCGUUGAGUGUUAUCAAGUACCCGUCUUGUACACGCUGUGUAUGACGUUGGGACGAGAAAAUGUAUUGAGUGCGA
Messenger RNA from Sphaeroforma arctica JP610, 1757 nucleotides. RefSeq lists its product as hypothetical. Gene Ontology annotation, molecular function: nucleic acid binding; RNA helicase activity; ATP binding. The transcript is spliced from 10 exons. Gene Ontology annotation, cellular component: mitochondrion. Bases 1 to 1599 code for a protein of 532 amino acids. The record is from RefSeq and is a predicted model, not a curated record. NCBI's taxonomy places the organism in Eukaryota, Ichthyosporea, Ichthyophonida.